Molecule: messenger RNA, 2015 nt
Organism: Diospyros lotus (date-plum)
Lineage: Eukaryota; Viridiplantae; Streptophyta; Magnoliopsida; Ericales; Ebenaceae
Product: proline transporter 1
Exons: 7
Coding region: 764-1915 (383 amino acids)
Cellular component (GO): plasma membrane
Source: RefSeq, a predicted model, not a curated record
AGUAUUCUGGUCCCAUCUGGGCCGUCCAUCACCCCGAUCGUAGCUUGGUCAACCCAAUUAGCUGUUCUGAUCCCUCCGUGGAGGGCCCAAAAGAAAAAUGAAAGCCCAGUGACAACCAUACGCCCGCCUAUCCAGCCACACAUUCAACGGACUUCAUAGAUCUGCGCGCCACUGUGACCAUUCUCUCUCUCUCUCUCUCUCUCUCUCUCAUCUAAAUGCCAUGUUUUGAUUCGCCGUAGAAUAAUCUUCUACAAUUCAGUGAUUCUGGCAAAAAUUUCAAUUCACCGGCUCCCCUAAAUUGCUUCGUUGAAUUGACUUUUGAAUCUCUCUCUCUCUUCUCUCUCUCUCUCCCCCCGCGAGCAUUAAAAGGGGAGGGACAGAGGAGAGAGACGCUGGCCGUGACACGUAUAUUGGAGGAAGAAGGGUUAGAGCACACCGUAUCGCUGUUAGGAAGCGAAGAGCGAGCGGUGGUGGUGCCCUUUACAAUGGAAAGUUACAACCAUAGCCGCUCGGACGGCGGCGGUGCCGGCGGCGGCGGUCAACGCCCACACACCGCCGUCGAAAUCCCGGAAACCGCCCACCAGAUCAGCCACGGGAACUCGCAGUUAUCACCUUUUGGGUGUGCAUUAGAUGAACUUUAGUGGGCUAAGUUAAUCAAGUGCAAACUCGAAGGGCAGUUUGCUUCUAUUCAUGGUUUCAAGUUGGUUUUGUCCUCACAACGGGUAUCAACAGUGCUUAUGUUUUGGGUUAUUCUGGGACAAUCAUGGUUCCUCUUGGAUGGAUAGCAGGUGUACUAGGCCUAAUCGCAGCCACUGCCAUCUCUCUCUAUGCAAACACACUCAUAGCCAAGCUCCAUGAAUUUGGGGGCAGAAGACACAUCAGAUACAGAGACCUUGCGGGAUUCAUAUAUGGCCCAAGAGCUUAUUCACUUACAUGGGCUUUGCAAUAUGUGAAUCUUUUCAUGAUCAACACCGGAUUCAUCAUUUUGGCUGGACAGGCUCUAAAGGCUGUCUACGUUCUCUUCCGGGAUGAUGGCGCCAUGAAGCUGCCAUAUUGUAUAGCAAUAGCUGGGAUUGUGUGUGCCAUAUUCGCCGUUGGAAUACCCCAUCUAUCAGCUCUAAGAGUUUGGCUCGGGUUUUCGACGUUUUUCAGUCUGGUGUAUAUAGUCAUAGCCAUUGCUCUGGCAGCCCGAGAUGGAUCUAAAGCUCCGGCAAGGGAUUAUGGCAUUUCAGGAACAAAGAUUGGCAAAAUCUUUACAACCAUUGGUGCAGCUGCUAAUCUUGUUUUCGCAUUCAAUACAGGAAUGCUUCCAGAGAUACAGGCAACUGUGCGACAACCAGUCGUCAAGAAUAUGAUGAAAGCUCUCUACUUCCAGUUCACAGUAGGAGUUCUGCCUAUGUAUGCUGUUGCAUUUGUGGGUUACUGGGCUUAUGGAUCUAGCACCUCUACUUAUUUGCUCAACAGUGUUACUGGUCCAGUUUGGGUGAAGGCACUGGCCAACAUUUCUGCCUUCUUGCAAACUGUCAUUGCUCUACACAUAUUCGCAAGCCCCAUGUACGAGUAUGUCGACACGAGAUAUGGCAUCAAAGGAAGUGCUUUAUCUCUGCGGAACUUGUCGUUCCGGACUAUGGUGAGAGGCGGUUACCUCGCGGUAAACACACUCGUGGCGGCUCUGCUACCGUUCCUUGGAGACUUCAUGAGCCUCACAGGGGCUAUCAGUACAUUUCCGCUCACAUUCAUCCUAGCAAACCACAUGUACCUAGUGGCUAAGGACAAGAAGUUGAGUGCCGGCCAGAAGUGGUGGCACUGGCUUAAUGUUUGUUUCUUCAGCUGCAUGUCAGUUGCAGCAGCAGUUGCAGCCUUGAGGCUUAUUGCAGUAGACUCCAAAACUUACCACGUCUUUGCUGAUCUAUGAGCAAAGCUUUUAUAUUGCUGCUACCCAAGUCUUUUCAUCUAUUGUAUUUCGAUUGAUUUUCUAAGCUUCUAUUCUAAUUUAAGAAUUAGAGGUUAAGUAA